GGGGUCAGCGCGCAGCGCGGCGCGGUUCGGCCGCCUCCGGGAGCGGCGCCGCGGCUCUCAGCGAUACCCGCCGGGUCGGCCGGGACCGCGCCUCACCGUAACGGGGGUUCCCUGAACGCGGAGCGCAGCAGGUGCAGCAAGCGGGUCGGCCAUGGCACUGCGCAGGACUGGGCCCAGCUUAGUGGCUGCCUGGGGCCCUGACAGCCACGUGUGGAGCAACAGUGCUGGAGUGAUGGACUGAACCCAUGGGAGGAAGCAGCACCUGUCCAGGUGGGGGCCUGGCAGCCUACUGGGAGGCGUGAAGGCCCGUUCCAGCAGGGGCAUGGCCAAAGUGUUCUUCAGGCUGCAGAAGUUCCUUAGACGGACCCAGUUUCUGCUUUUUUUCCUGACUGCUGCAUACCUCAUGGCUGGCAGCCUCCUGCUGCUGCAGCGCACCCGCCUAGCAGCCCAGCAGGGACCACGUGGGGCCUCAGGCCUGGCGCUGCCAGAGCCAGAAGUGGGGCUGGGGGCCAGGUCCGCAAACCCUCACCUGGUGCAGAGCCCUGGUGCCCAGCUCCCUGUGGGAAUGGACACGCUGCCAGAGGUGGAACUGCGGCACAGCCCACGCUGGCUGGCGUCCCGCAACUCGGAGCUGAGGUGGCUGCGGAGGAGGUGGUUCCACAGGUUCAUUGGUGACCAGCAGCCCAUGCAGACAGCGGGACUGAGAGCCAUGCGGGGUACCGCCGAGCACAAAGGCACCUACGUGGGCUGCUUCAGCGAUGACUCAAGGGAGAGGACGCUGAAGGGAGCUGUGUUCUACGACUUAAGAAAAAUGACAGUGGCUCACUGUCAGGAGGCAUGUGCUGAGAGGGCCUAUACCUACGCGGGUCUGGCGUAUGGAGCAGAGUGUUACUGUGGGAACAAGCUCCCAGCCACUGCCUCCAGGCCUGAGGAGUGCAACAGCGAGUGCAAGGGUGAGAAGGGCUCGGUGUGCGGCGGAGUGAACCGGCUGUCGGUCUACAGGGUGGAGGAGCUGCAGGCGGCAGCACCACGACGGAGGAAUGUUAUCUAUCGAGGAUGUUUUAGAGCUCCAGAAAAUUUAACAGACACCUUUCCAGCCUCUUUGAUACAGCCCAAUUUGACGGUGGAGAUGUGCUCUGAAUUUUGCUCCAAGAAAGAGUUUCCCUUGGCAGUGAUCCGGGGGCGGGAGUGCUACUGCGGGUACCCCACGGGGCGCUUCCCACUGCGGCACGGCGCAGACAGGCGGCUCUGCAGCGGGAUGCCCAACGCCAGCAGCGCUGCCGCGGGGGGGUACUGCCUGGCCUACCAGACACCGGUGCAAGACACCCGCUGCACAGACAGGAAAUUCUUAACCACAAAAUCCAAAGGGUUCAUUGCUUUGUCAAGCUUCCCAGGGGCUGGCAACACAUGGGCUCGCCAUUUGAUUGAGCAUGCCACGGGCUACUACACGGGCAGCUAUUACUUCGAUGGAGCCCUCUACAACAAAGGCUUUAAAGGAGAAAAAGACCACUGGCGAAGUAGACGGACCAUCUGUGUGAAAACACAUGAAAGUGGCAAGACGGAGAUUGAAAUGUUUGACUCUGCUAUCCUGUUGAUACGGAACCCGUACAAAUCACUCAUGGCCGAGUUCAACAGGAAAUUUGCUGGGCACCUGGGCUAUGCUGCGGACCGCAACUGGAAGAGCAAAGAGUGGCCAGAUUUCGUGAACAGCUAUGCCUCCUGGUGGGCCUCCCACGUCCUGGACUGGCUGAAGUACGGAAAACGUCUGCUUGUCAUCCACUACGAGGACCUGAAACAAAGCCUCAUUCCCAAGCUGAAGGAGAUGGUGGAGUUCUUGAACAUAACAGUGACGGAGGACCGGCUUCUCUGUGUCGAGAAUAACAGGGACGGGAACUUUAAGCGGUCUGGUGCUAAGCAAAAGGAUUUUGAGCCAUUCACCCAGGAAAUGAAAGAGCUUAUCAACAGAUACAUCCUGACAGUGGAUGAGGCCCUGAGGGGAAGAAACUUCACAGGGCUGCCCAGAGAGUAUGUGCCAAGAUGAUAGCAUGGUAGCACUCAACUGUGCUCAAAAAUAAUUUUUUAAAGAAAAAAAAAAAAAGACUAGACCUUUAUAGCAGCUAAAGCAAAGAUACUUGGGGAGUCUGCUGAGCAGUGCAAAUUCUCUCCACUCUGGGGUGUUCUUCAGGGCACUAAGUGUUCCAAAAGGCAAGCAGCAGAGGAUAGAAUUUGGGUGACAGACCGAGGCUGAGCCACCAGCAUCUGCCUACACAUGCUCCUCUGCACAUAGCCAGAGCCUCACCGCUCCUGACUGCUGGGGAUUUCAUAGCUACCAGUUUGGAAACGGGCAUAUGUAAAGGGAGGAAAAGCGUGGCAACACCGAUAAACAAUUUUCAUCUGAGCACUUAAGAAAAUCUGUUUCUUUCUCCUCAGCAUGGCCCAUGGCUUCCCUCAGCAGGGCCACUGGUGCGGCCUCGGCCUGGCCCCACGCUCUCCACCGGGCGCAGCCGUGAUGGAACAGAGGUCCAAGCUGGCACUCACUGCCCCUGUGCCAGGCAUUCUGCUGGGGAGCACCCAGUCAGCAGCACAGCCAGAGGGGCUGAGGCACUUCUGUUCAUGUGAAAUAAGGGAUUAAAACUAAAAUAUUAGUUUUAAUAAAACAAGAAGUUUGUAUAAAGGGA
Numida meleagris (helmeted guineafowl) is the source of this 2678-nucleotide messenger RNA. It is a transcript of the gene WSCD1, whose product is annotated as WSC domain containing 1. NCBI's taxonomy places the organism in Eukaryota, Metazoa, Chordata, Aves, Galliformes, Numididae. The transcript has 9 exons. Gene Ontology annotation, molecular function: sulfotransferase activity. The coding region runs from base 323 to 2041 and encodes 572 amino acids. The record is from RefSeq and is a predicted model, not a curated record.